GUCUGGAGAUACUACUACUCCUACCAGCAGCAUUGGAGUGUACUUGUGUAGUACUGCACUCCCCUGCUCUGCUUCACAAUGAUCAGUGUGUGAUUACUUCCAACAGUCAAAACCCAUCUCCCUCUUUUUUUCCUUUUUUAUUUUUUUUUCCCCCUGGAUGUAUCGUAUGUAUAAAGAGUCCUUUGUAGGUCAUUCCCCAAAUCUAUCAUGGAUGAUGAUCUUAUCGGCGGUCACGCUCCCCUUCCCUCCUCCCGACUCUUGUCUGAGACUCUUGAAGUACUCGCCCGGAGUACAACGAUGCUUGCUUGCAGGUCCCACGGUCCAGCUGCUGUUCCCGCCUUUCUUUCUUCCCCCAUCAAUCACAUCAUUCUCUCUCUCUCUCGCUCUCUCUAUUCUCUUACUUCCUCUUCCCCCUCCCUUCUUCUUUUUCCCAUUCUUCAGUCAUCACUCCUCAUCCCUUGUCUUCGUGGCCUUCGACUUUAUCUACGAACCUACUCUUUGUUCUUGUUCUUUCUUCAUCCCUCAUCGUCCAAGCUGCACUCUUAUUUGCCAUCCGUCCUUCAUUUACUUUCACGCCGCGACCUACAACGACAUACCUCAUCUGCCGAAUUUAGUAUAUGUCUAUCAGCACUACAGCUUAGGCCACGCCCAACCACCCCCCUGUAGCUGUCGCCUCCAUCCUAUCAUACACACCCCCGUCUAUCCGCCUCACCGCUCUCCUGCUUCCUACGACGCCGACACCUAUUCUCGACCUAUCCACUACCUUUGAGUCGAUCCCUCCCCUCUCCUACACCCAGACCCUGUCGAACAGGUAGAAAGCGUCUACCUAUCCCUUGUCCUGUCGCCUGCGCUUCCCUGCCGCUCUGCCCGGCGUUCCUUGACUAGCUCCACUCCGUCGCGGUCGACCAUUAUUCUCUCAACCAUAUCUAUCGCUGUCCCCG
This is a messenger RNA of Aspergillus saccharolyticus JOP 1030-1, 941 nucleotides long. RefSeq lists its product as uncharacterized. NCBI's taxonomy places the organism in Eukaryota, Fungi, Ascomycota, Eurotiomycetes, Eurotiales, Aspergillaceae. The transcript is spliced from 2 exons. The coding region runs from base 158 to 769 and encodes 203 amino acids. The record is from RefSeq and is a predicted model, not a curated record.